Messenger RNA from Carica papaya (papaya), 4280 nucleotides. Lineage: Eukaryota; Viridiplantae; Streptophyta; Magnoliopsida; Brassicales; Caricaceae. The record is from RefSeq and is a predicted model, not a curated record.
UUCUUAAACUCCUGAAAACCCUAGUCUUUUUAGUAGAUUUUUAUUUUUUUUAAUUUUUGUUUAUUUAUCGCGUAGUUUAUCAAAGCUAGAUCGUUUUUUUUUUUAAGAGUGUUCAAUUCAAUUCUUAUUCAAAAUGAAUAACUUGAAGCUCUAUUCCGAGAUUCCUCUAAAUCUCCAGUUACAAUCAGAGAAAGAAACUAUACUCUUCUCUGCACUUGACAUCGAGCGAAACCGCCUGUUCUUUGCUUCUUCCACUAAUUUCAUUUACACAACUCACCUUUCUUCCUUCCAGAAUGAAAGAGUUUGGAGUGAAGCCUUGUUACCAGCAGAAAUUGAUUGCAUUGAUUUGGAACCCGGGGACACUAUUACGUCCUUUGAUUAUCUUAUGGAGAAAGAAGGGCUGAUUUUGGGGACUUCGGGUGGACACUUGCUCAUGCAUGAUGUGGAUGCUAAUGCAACAGAAAUUGUGGGUAUGGUGGAGGGCGGUGUUAAGCGCAUCUCACCCAGUCCCGAUGGAGAUGUGUUUAGUGUAAUUACUGGUUUUGGACAGUUACUAGUGAUGACUCAUGAUUGGGAUUUGUUAUACGAGAUUACUUUGGAGGAACUUCCUGAAGGUGUUGACGUACGUGAAGCAGAAUCUUGUUCCAGAAAUCCAUGCGAGUAUUCCAUCUCUUGGAGAGGUGAUGGUAAAUAUUUCGCAACUUUGAGUGAGGUGUAUAAUUCUAUUUCAGUCCUCAAGAGGAUUAAAGUUUGGGAGCGGGAUUCUGGUACAUUGCAAGCUUCUUCAGAAUCAAAGAACUUCGCGGGAGCAGUUCUCGAAUGGAUGCCAAGAGGGGCAAAAAUUGCAGCUGUUUAUGACAGGAAAGUAGAUAAUCAAAGUCCCUCAAUUGCUUUCUUUGAGAGGAAUGGACUGGAAAGAAGCUCAUUCAUCAUUAAUGAGCCAGUAAAUGUUACUGUGGAAAUGCUAAAAUGGAAUUGCACUUCAGAUCUUCUUGCAGCUAUUGUCAGAUGUGAAGGGUAUGACUCUGUUAAGAUAUGGUUCUUCAGCAACAACCAUUGGUACUUAAAACAUGAAAUUAGAUGCUCAAGAGAGGAUGGAGUAAAGUUCAUGUGGGAUCCAACAAGGCCACAGCAAUUGAUUUGUUGGACUCUUAGUGGGCGGGUCAUGCUUUACAACUUCGUUUGGAUUACAGCUGUUAUGGAGAACUCAACUGCCCUAGUCAUUGAUGAUUCCAGGAUAUGUUUAACCCCCCUUUCUAUGUCCUUGAUGCCACCUCCUAUGUACUUAUUCAAUCUGAAAUUUCCAAGUUCUGUCUGUGAUGUGGCCUUUUAUUCAAGAAACUCCAAAAAUUGUCUAGCUGCAACUUUAUCAGAUGGCUGUUUGUGUGUUGUGGACCUUCCUGCUUCUGAUGUGUGGGAGGAAUUAGAAGGCAAAGAAUUUAAUGUUGAAGCUUCUCUCUCCGAAACAAAAUUUGGGUCUUUUGUACAUCUUGUGUGGUUGGAUUCUCAUAUACUUCUCACUGUGUCUCACUAUGAUUUCUGUCAAGGAGAUUACUUUUGUCAAACCUCGGCAAGCAAGGAUGGGCUUCAUGGUUUUUACAUGCAGGAGAUUGAGCUUACGUGUUCUGAGGAUCAUGUCCCAGGUCUGGUGACAUGUUCCGGUUGGCAUGCAAAAGUUUCCCGUAGAGAUUCUCUGGAUAGGCCAGUAAUUGGUGUUGCUCCUAACCCUGCUAAAAGAUGCUCAGCAUUCAUCCAGCUUGAUGGUGGAAGAAUCUUAGAAUAUAUCUCAAAAUUGGGUCUCAUUAGAAGUGCUCCUACACAUGAUGAUAUUAGUUUUUCAUCCUCUUGCCCUUGGAUGAGUGUGGUUCCAGUUGGUGGCAGUGGGUCUGUGAAGCCUUUGCUUUUUGGGCUUGAUGACAUAGGCAGGUUCCAUGUCAGCGGCAGAAUACUCUGCAAUAAUUGUAGCAGUUUCUCAGUUUACUCAAAGCUGGAUGAUAACUUGGUCACCCAUGUAAUUCUUGCAAGUAAACAAUAUCUGCUCUUUGUUGUGGACAUCAGUGAUAUACUGCAUGGAGAAAUGGAGUUAAAGCAUGAGAAUUUUGUUCAUGGUAAUAAAAGGAGAGGAGAAGAAGAAAACAUGAACUUUACGAAUAUCUGGGAAAGAGGUGCCAAAAUAAUUGGUGUCUUGCAUGGGGAUGAAGCUGCCGUCAUCUUACAAACAACCCGAGGGAAUCUAGAAUCCAUUUACCCAAGAAAAUUGGUCCUUGCUUCAAUUGUCCAUGCUUUGGUCCAGAGGCGUUUUAGAGAUGCGCUACACAUGGUGAGGCGGCAUAGAAUUGAUUUUAAUAUCAUUGUUGACCAUUGUGGUUGGCCAACAUUUCUUCUAUCAGCUUCAGAUUUUGUUAGUCAAGUCAACAACUUGAGCUACAUAACUGAGUUUGUUUGUGCCAUAAAAAAUGAAAAUAUUACAGAGACACUCUAUAAAACGUUUAUCUUGUCACCUUCCUCACAAGAGCUUAAGGCAGAGCAGACCAAAAGCUUCGAUUCUGAUUCUAAUAACAAAGUAACUUCAGUGCUGCUUGCAAUAAGGAAAGCCCUUGAAGGAAAAAUACCAGAAAGUCCAGCAAGGGAACUUUGCAUCUUGACCACUCUCGCUCGUAGUGAUCCUCCAGCUCUCAAAGAAGCUUUGAAGAGGAUAAAAGCUAUACGUGAAAUGGAAUUAUUAAGUUCUGAUGACCCCAGGAGACUGUCUUGCCCUUCUGCUGAAGAAGCUCUGAAGCAUUUGUUGUGGUUAUCAGAUUCUGAAGCUGUAUUUGAUGCUGCUUUAGCUUAUGAUUUGAACCUUGCAGCUAUUUUAGCCAUUGUAUCUGCAGGAGAUGCCUAUUAUGCAGAUAGCAUGAACCUCUUGAAGAAAAACCCUCAACUAUUUCCUUUGGGACUUCAAUUGAUUACUGAUCCUGUGAAGAGAGCACAGGUACUUGAGGCUUGGGGAGAUCAUCUUAGUGACGAAAAAUGCUUUGAGGAUGCUGCUGCUAUUUAUUUGUGUUGUUCCCGUUUGGAAAAGGCUUUGAAGGAAUAUCGUGCUUGUGGUAAUUGGAACAGGGUGUUUACAGUAGCUGGACUUCUAAAAUUGGACAAGGAUGGGAUUACGCAAUUGGCUCAUGAACUGUGUGAAGAGCUUCAGGUCCUUGGUAAACCGGGAGAAGCUGCCAAAAUUGCUCUGGAGUAUUGUGGAGAUGUAAAUAGUGGAAUACAGUUGCUCAUCAUUGCAAGGGAGUGGGAGGAGGCUUUGAGGGUUUCUUUUAUGCACAGGAGAGAGGACUUAAUAUCAGAACUGAAAAAUGCAUCACUGGAAUGUGCUAGCAGUCUGAUAACUGAAUACGAGGAAGGAUCAGAAAAGAUUGGGAAAUACUUGACUCGCUACCUAGCUGUUCGACAGAGAAGAUUGCUACUGCAAGCAAAGCUCCAGUCAGAAGAGCAGUCAGUGAAUAAUGUUGAUGAUGAUAGCGCUUCAGAAGCUAGCAGUACUUUCAGUGGCAUGAGUGCCUAUACCACAGGGACAAGAAGGGGCUUAGCUGCUUCCAUCAGCUCCACUGUGGCUAGCAAGGCAAGAGACACAAGACGCCAGAGAAAAAGAGGAAAAAUCCGCCCCGGCAGCCCUGAUGAGGAGAUGGCACUGGUUGAGCAUUUGAAGGGUAUGUCUUUGACAGCUGGAGCAAAGCGCGAGCUUAAAUCUUUGUUAGUUUCUCUUAUGAUGCUUGGCGAGGAAGAAACUGCAUGCAAAAUGCAACGUACAGGGGAGAAAUUUCAACUGCUUCAAAUGGCAGCAGUGAAACUUGCCGAGGAGACAAUGGCCACCAAUAGCAUUGAUGAGCACAGUCAUACCCUGGAGCAUUAUUUACCAAAAAUAAGAAGUGAAGUGCAAGAUUCAGAUGCUUUUUCUUGGCGGUUGAGGGUCUUCAUAUCUCCUUCAAUGGCUGCCGCGGUCUAGGUCACGACUGGGAAGAAGCACGAGGCUGAAAGCCAAACCGAUGAUGAAUGUCCAAGGAUGACGACUCAUACCAUCAAUGACUUUCAUCUACUGCUGGUGUUCUUUUUAAACGAAUGCUCAUUAGUAUUUAUCAGUAAUGCAGCAAUCCGUAGGAUUUUUUGAGUGUCCAAAUUUUAUGGUUAACUUCAUUUUGAAGUUAGAAUGCAACAUCGCCUUUUUUUGUUUCUUUUUGUUGAUAAGACACUUUUUGAUAGUCUGGGUGGUGGGAUUGAACAAUAGGUUGGUACUA